Misgurnus anguillicaudatus (oriental weatherfish) is the source of this 5594-nucleotide messenger RNA. It is a transcript of the gene kdm2aa, whose product is annotated as lysine (K)-specific demethylase 2Aa. Gene Ontology annotation, molecular function: DNA binding; zinc ion binding; protein binding. Lineage: Eukaryota; Metazoa; Chordata; Actinopteri; Cypriniformes; Cobitidae. The record is from RefSeq and is a predicted model, not a curated record.
ACUUCGUGGUGUUUUUGUGACGAUGUGAAAAUGGCGGCGAAUUAUCUACUACAUUAACUUUGUCGUGAAUUCACACAGCAAAGCUGUCUUACUAACACCUACUAUAACUCAGAACAGAAAAGUUUACAGAGAAGGCUACCCGGAGUGAACAUUUUAAUAUUAUACAGUACAUGAGGACUAUUUAAACGGCUGGAUUUUCCCCGCUGUGAUUCCGAGUUUUGAGUCUUGUGGAAAAAUGGUUUUAUUUAAAACUUGAACGGCGGCUAGCCUAACGUUACAUUACCCGCUAAAUAUAUGUUCCUCACUCUUCAUAUUAUAUUGCAAUUAGAUGCUGUAACCGUUACAUAUAAGCCGUAUGUAUAAACGAGAACCUAUAUCGCUUUGUAAUUUUAUUUGUUUUACGGCGGAUUUUUUUCUAGGCUGGAUAACGUUAGCUGCCGAUGAUGCUCGUUCACUCUCUCAGCACGUUCAUCUUGACAGCUUAGCCGCCUUCUAUCCUGCAUAUUCAUGAUAUUUUUGUGAAAAUGUAACGUAAUACAGAUGUAGUAUUAAAGAGCAAGCUGACCUUCGUUUAAAUUACCAAAGCAUCUGUUGAGUUUUUUUUAAAGUAUUUUUAACUAGCCGCGUAUUCAAUACUGUAUUCAUGUAACGUGUCGAUAUAGUCCGUAGUAAAGUGACUUUCCACCACAGUUGUGUGGUGUUUUUUUACGAAAUUAACGGAAUAAACUGCGCUUGCCGGAUCGUGACGCGCGCGUGUUGCUGUGGGCAGCGCCUGAAUCUACUGCGAGACAAUGGACGAGUCCAAACCGCGGUACAGCAAGCGACUGCGGGCUGGCACUCGGCGACGUUACCAGGACGAUGCCAUUUCCGACGAUGAGAUCGAUGGAAAGAGGACGUUCGAUCUGGAGGAGAAGCUGCAUAGCAGCCGCUUCAGCUCGGACAGAGUCAAACGAAUGGAGGGCAAAGAUUUCACAUAUGAGUACAUCCAGAGAGGGGGGCUAAGGGACCCAAUCAUCUUUGAGAGACCCGAUGGACUUGGCAUUAAAAUGCCAGAUCCAGAUUUCAGUGUGAAUGAUGUGAAGACGUUUGUAGGAAGUCGACGCCUGAUUGAUGUAAUGGAUGUGGCUACUCAGAAGGGAACGGAGAUGUCAAUGGCCCAGUGGUGUCGGUACUAUGAGACUCCGGCUUCCCAGAGAGACAAGAUUUACAAUGUUAUCAGUCUUGAAUUUAGCCACACUAAACUAGAGAGUCUUGUCAAAAGACCUGCAACGGUGGAAAUGAUUGACUGGGUGGACAACAUGUGGCCACGGCAUUUAAAGGAAAGGCAAAGAGAUUCCACAAAUUCUAUCAUGGAGAUGCAGUACCCCAAAGUGCAAAAGUACUGCCUAAUGAGUGUUCAGGGCUGUUUCACAGAUUUCCACGUAGACUUUGGAGGCACAUCUGUGUGGUACCACAUACUGAACGGAAGCAAGGUGUUUUGGUUAAUCCCACCCACACCACAAAACCUGGAGCUGUAUGAAAACUGGGUGUUGUCAGGGAAACAAGGAGACAUCUUUCUUGGUGACAGGGCCACUGACUGCCAGAGGAUUGAGCUCAAGCAGGGAUACACGUUCAUUAUACCAUCAGGUUGGAUCCAUGCGGUUUACACACCCGUGGACACACUUGUGUUUGGUGGAAAUUUCCUGCAUAGUUUUAACGUUCCUAUGCAGCUGAAUGUUGCCAGCAUUGAGGACAGGACACGGGUGCCAUCGAAGUUUCGUUGUCCUUUCUUUUUCGAGAUGGCCUGGUACGUGUUGGAGCGUUAUCUGUACAGUCUGACCAACACCUCCUACCUCAUCCCUGAAUACCAGAAAUACUCUCUGGGCAUCGGCAUUAAGCAGGAAAGUUCGGGCUGUGAGGUACUUAAUGGCCAUACUAAAGAGGAGCGAGAUGAGAGCAACACUCCUCCCAGUGGACCAGGGGUGAAGGUUCACCUGACUCCCUUCGAACUGGAGGGGCUUUGGAACCUGGUGGGAAAGUUGGAGGCUUUGCCUGCACAUAAGAAAUAUGUGCCUUCUGGAAUACACAACGCCGCCGCCUUGCUGCACGACAUACGGGCGCUUUUAAAAGAACAUGCAAACGACUCCCCCAAACUCUCAUACACUGGAAAACCUAUUGUCAGAUGGCCAAAGAGACCCUCCUGGUAUCAGCCCCCUCCUCCCCCUCCACCUGUCAUCCGUCCAAAGCUGGCGACCACACCCAUCGUUCCCCGGCCAGUGAAACCAUCCUCCAACAUGUCGGUGCUGCGGCGGCGACGCGUGCGCUGUAAACGCUGCGAGGCCUGUAUGCGCACAGAGUGUGGCGACUGCAAUUUCUGCAGAGACAUGAAGAAGUUCGGUGGCCCUGGCAAGCUCAAACAGACCUGUGUCCUCCGCCAGUGUCUCGCUCCUGGUCUGCCGCUCUCUGCCGUAUGUGAGAUCUGUGGGGAAGGAAGCCUUGAUGUUGGCGAGGAGCUCAUGGAGUGCUCCAACUGUGCUCAGAUUGCCCAUCCUAGCUGUUUAAAGGUAUCGGGAGAUGGAGUGAUCAACAAAGAUCUACCCAGCUGCUGGGAGUGUCCCAAAUGUGUUUUGGGCAAAGACACAGAAUCUGAGUCGUCAGGCAGCGGUGAUGACAUCACGGCACAGGAUGGGUCAGGGGGGCUCAGGGGCGGGGCGUGGCACAGGGUCGGGCGGCCCCCCUCUUCACUCUCCCACGGGUCGCUCCAGAAACAGGCAGCGGCCCCUGAGCAGCGGCUCAGGAAGAGGAUAAAUGUAGAGGGAGCGAAAGCACAUAAACGCAAAUCCUCAUCUCUAGAUCCUCGUGUGGCUAAGAUCUACCGGCGUCAUGGAAUGGAACACGAUGACGAUUCUGGCAGCGACGAUGAGGAUGGAGAUGGUGGGAGGAAGAUCCACUCAAGGGGUGGCAUGUCUUCGUCCCGCAGAGGUUACGGAACUGGCAGGCGAGGAGUUUGGAGGGGAUCCACACAUCGAGGGAAUCGAGGAGGAGGCAGCUUGACGAAUUCGCUGAAAAUGAGGCGAGGACUUGGGGCAAGAGGAGAGAGAGGAGGCCGGGUUCGAUUAAGAGGAGGAUCUCAUAUGAGGCGGCGACGCUAUGAAACCGAGGACGAAGAUGACGACGAUGAUGAUGAAGAUGAUGAUGAUGACGACGAAGAUGAGGAAGAUGAUGAUGAGGAUGAUAGUGAUGAAGAGAGGCAUCUGGGUCGAUCAGAUAAGCAACAUCGUUCACGGAGGAGACGGCAUAGAGGUGAGGACUACGAUGAUGAUGAGGAGGACGACGAAGAUGACGAUAGCGAUGAACAGGACUUUGAAGGAGAUGAUGAUGAGAUGGAAGAUAUGGAUGAUGGAGGGGAUGACGAUGAUGAUGAUGGAGAGAACCAGUCAGAUUCAGACACUGAUCCACCUGUCCUACUCGUCUCCGAUUUGAAUGAUGACCUGCUGAACGAUUCCUACCUAACUGUGACUCUUCAGCGUCCUCCCAAAGCCAAACGUGACCCUGGCUCCAUAGUACCUAAACUGGAGGCUGCUAUGUCUCCCCGCACACCCAACGCUCCUGGUUUCAUCCAGCGCAAAACAUUGCCCAGGGCGCGACUCAGGAACAGCAAUCUGACACCGACUGGUAAUGGACUUUCUCAGUCUAAAGGUGCCAAUGCAUCCAGCCGCCACCACACAAGGCGGAACUCCAACCAAGACGGUCGAGAGAGAGACACUUUGUCACCUUCCUCAGUGUCUUCUCGUUCUUCCGUUUCUCCACCACCUCCGCCUCCUUCCAUCACCACCAGCUCUCCUCCAUCACUCCUCUCUCAUCCCUCAUUCCGUGAUGUAGGAAACGAGCGAGGCUGUGAAAAGGACAUUUGGGUGUCUGUGUUCCGUUACUUGAGUCGGACUGACUUGGCUGUGUGUAUGAGAGUCUGCAAGGCUUGGUACAAAUGGUGCUGUGAUAAGCGCUUGUGGACACGGAUAGAUCUGAGCCGCUGUCGGUCACUAAGCCCCCAGGCUAUUUCAGCCAUCAUUAAACGACAACCUGUGACACUGGACCUCUCUUGGACACCCGUGUCAAAGAAACAAAUCGCCUGGCUCAUCCAUCACCUACCAGGUCUGAAAGAUCUAGUGAUGUCAGGUUGUUCUUCAUUAUGCGUGUCAGCUUUGAGUUCACAAAGUUGCCCGGGUUUGCGAACACUAGACCUUUGUUGGGCUGUCGCCGUCAAAGAUACACAAAUAAAAGACCUAAUAGUGCAGCCAGGCAGUGAAAGUCGCAGUCGGCUAAGAGGUUUGCUAAAUUUACGUUUGUCUGGCUUGGAUAUAAGUGACUCCACGCUGAAGCUGAUUGUCAGACACAUGCCUUCGCUGAGGCGGUUGGAUUUGUCUCACUGCCAGGGGCUCACAGAUCAGUCCGUCAACCUGAUCACCGCUUCUGGGUGCAACACCCGAAACACGCUCAGACAACUUAAUCUUGCAGGUUGUAAUAAGUUGACAGAUGCUUGUCUGUCCUAUAUGAAGCGAUUAUCAGCUCUCAGAUUGUUGGAUCUUCGAGGAUGUAAGAAUGUGACUCGACGUGGUUGUGAAAACUUUAUCUCUGAUCUCUCUUACUGCACCCUCUUCUGCCUAACCGAAGACAAACUCAUUCAGAAAAUAUCAUAAUGGCACGCACGCACAUACUAGUCUCCACGCAGCUCUGCUUUGCAAGCUGACACGUGCUACAUCCCACUAAACACAGGCCGAUGUAUUAGCCUGAAUGGGAGGAUGAGGCUGAAAAAGAGAAAGAUGGAAGGAUAACGCCCCUGAUAUUGGCGAAGGGUUAAAACAGACUGAUGUGGGAGAACCUGAAGAUGUAAGUAAAUUGUGUAGGAUUGAAUUCCUGUAACCCACGAGACAAAUCUAAGCAUGUCCAGAGCGUGGCGGCUUUCUUUUCUGGGCAUUCAGCAUCAUCUAAAGUGACUUCUUUUUCAAGGUGUUUGUCCAUGAGCUUGACACUUAACUUCAAGUUCUGCCCAAGUGGUGUUUGGUAGGUUUGGAAGGAACAUCUGAUGAAUUUUUGGGUCCAGUGGACCUAUCAGUUUUGGGGGAGUUCGUGUUAAUGCUAAACUGUAUUCUUGCAUUUUGAUGAAAGAAAAUGACUGACAUUAUGUUUCCUGCUUGUUCUCAUCUGCCACAACCUAUUAAAAAAAGAAUGUAGUGGUGCAUACUUGCCAUCAGAGUAUGAAUCUUGAGCAUUUCAGCCUACAGUCAUCUUAGUGAUCUUUCUUAGCAACACUUCACUUCAGUCAUUUAAGGUUUUGUUGUCUUAGUUUUUGGACAGUGUUUAUGUGCUCCUACUGAAAUCACUCUUCUUUUAGUUCUUUGCUGCCAUCCCGCCUGUAUUCUCCUGUCCCAUUUAAGCUCGAAAGGGUUGAUAGUUUAAGCUAAAUUGCUUAUUUACCUUUGGAAAGCUGUAACUUAAAUGCAACUUGUAGCAACAAAAUAGCAAUUAUUUUCUGAAGACUUUCUGAAGAAAUUUGAUGUUUAAUUUGUUUUGUUUUUCAUGAAAAUGCAGAAAAUAAAAAAAUUUAAAAAAUUAAA